UUGCUUCUACACCUUUUCCUUCAUCUUGCCAUCUAGCGGGGAUUUGCAUCUUGAUCAAGUUCAUUUACUAUCGUCUCGGACACUAACCCCACAAGACAGUUUCAGCAAUGGGUGGUGGCGAUCUUAACAUGAAAAAGUCCUGGCACCCGGUGCUCUUGGUCAAUCAGGAGCGCGUCUGGAAAGCCGAAAAAGUUGCGAAUGAAGAGAAGAAAAUGCUCGCGCAAUUGCGCAAAGAGCGUGAAGAGGAGCGACAACUUGAAGAACUGCAUCGUCUCCAGGAAGCUUCGACUGGCAAGAAAAGGGUUGAAAAGCUCGAUUGGAUGUAUGCUGCUCCAAGCACAGAGGGUGGAGCCCUUGGGGGAGCUAGAAUUGGCGAGAGAGAUAUGGAGGAAUACUUGUUGGGGAAAAAGAGAGUUGAUGAAGUGUUGGGGCAAGGUGACAAGAAUAUUGGAGCGGCUAGCAGAGAAUUUAUAGCCCUUCAGAAUGCCAACACGGCGCGAGACACAGCGGCGAAAAUCAGAGAAGAUCCUCUGCUAGCCAUCAAAAAACAGGAACAAGCUGCUCUGGCAGCCCUGAUGAACCGGCCUGAUAUCAGGAAGCAACUUAGGGCAGCCAAAAAGGCCAAAGAAACAAAGGGGCGGGAAGGAGAAUCUAAGGAAGAACGAAAAGCCAGGAAGAGAGCAGAAAAAGAAGAGCGGCGAAAGUCGAAACAUCGGUACCACGACUCCCGUUCACCCCCCUCCGAUUAUUACGACGAUCGUGAUCAUAGACGUCAUCGUGACUCUUACGAUUCUCAAGACCGAGAGAAUCGCCGGACUUACCGAGAUCGCUCAGACCGUUCACGGACUCGGUCUGAAUCACCCAAAAGGGAGAAAAAGGAAAAGGACUAUUCCAAUAGAGACAGAGAUUAUCGAAGAAGAAAUGACACAACGAGGGGGUCUUUCGAUGAGAGCCCUAGAAAGGGUGGAGGAAACCGGUGGGGGUCCCAUGGACCCGAUGGAUACAGGAGGAGUGAUCAUCGCGAUGACGGUUUCCGCGAACGACAGCGAGGUGACCGCAUUCCUCCUCCCCGACAUCUUUCUUAUAAUCAUUCAACUCCUGAUGUUCGGCCAUCAUCGCCACCUUCGUCUUCUGCUGCCCCUGUAAACCGCAACACAAGUACUCUCGAAGAUCAGCGCGCCGCUCGAUUGGCUGCUAUGUCUGCCUCUGCUGACGAACUCUACUCCAGCCGAUCCAAAUCACUUGCUGCACGUGCUGAAGAGGAGCGCCGAGAGCAAGAGAAGGAUGAAAAAAUGAGGCAGAAAUAUGGCAAAGAACAAGCUAGUGCAAACUUUUUCAGUCAACAAAGCCAAUUGGGAUUGGGUGAAGCCUUGCAGAGAAGGGGAGGCAAGGGCUUGUUAAAAGAUAUUUAGCAUAUUUAUAUCGGUGAUGAAAUAGGCAUGUACGAUUUUAUUUAGAUGUAACAGCAUUAGGAC
Cryptococcus deneoformans JEC21 is the source of this 1475-nucleotide messenger RNA. RefSeq lists its product as hypothetical. The transcript is spliced from 4 exons. Gene Ontology annotation, biological process: mRNA splicing, via spliceosome. Bases 108 to 1412 code for a protein of 434 amino acids. The record is from RefSeq and is a predicted model, not a curated record. Gene Ontology annotation, cellular component: U2-type spliceosomal complex. NCBI's taxonomy places the organism in Eukaryota, Fungi, Basidiomycota, Tremellomycetes, Tremellales, Cryptococcaceae.